Molecule: messenger RNA, 269 nt
Organism: Racocetra persica
Lineage: Eukaryota; Fungi; Glomeromycota; Glomeromycetes; Diversisporales; Gigasporaceae
Source: the annotation of a GenBank genome assembly
AUUUCCUUUAAGGUUUAUUUCAAACCAUAAAGACGUAAUUAUCAAUCGUAUUAAACCAGUUAUCAAAAGACGCCUUGUAACUAAAAAGAAAUUAGGCGACGCUUGGGCUGCUCCUGUAGAUGCACUACAAUUUUUAUUAAACGAGCCCUUUAUAGCUCCAGAUUUCGAUCCAAAUAAUGUAAAUUACGAUUAUAUUGUUGACUCAAUUGGAAUAUUUAUAUUUGCUGCUAUGGUAGGCACAUCUAUUCGUACUUCACAUAUUUUACAUG